AUGACGAGCGAGAUAUCAGUCCAUGAACUUCGGUUCGAUGCCGCUGUGAGGGUGAUGGAAAAUCUGCCUUAUGACGGUUUGUAUACACCGUCAGAUGAUAUGAUGCGAGUGUUAUAUGGUUAUUACAAACAAGCCACAGCUGGUCCCUGUGAUGUCUCAAAACCAAGUUCAUGGGAUUCCGAGGGAAGAGCUAACUGGGAAGCCUGGAAAGCUUUGGGAGGCAUGACUAAAGAGACAGCCAUGAAGGAGUAUGUUGAAAACAUAAAACUGAUUCUGGAGAUACUCCCUGUGUCGGAGGAGGUUUCUGACCUACUUGAUGUUCUCGACAAUUUCUAUGAAAUUGUAGAUGAUGGGGACUUAUCUAAAUCAGUGGAGUUCAAAGGGAGAGAUGAUAGGGAAUUUGAUCAGAACUUAAUAAACGAGGACAUGGGGAGCGGAGACACAAGAUACAAUUAUGGAGUGGACGCAGAGGGGGAUGAGUACCAUUAUGUGGACCUCACAAGACCUAUUAUAGACGUAACUGAGUGGAGAGGUGCGUCUCCUGCCUCCAGCGUCAAUGUACAGAAUAGUGGUUCCUCCAUCACCAACGACAUUCACAGCUCACUCCACAGCCAGAAGGAGGACAAGCUGGUCUGCUCCCAGGAGUUGCCAAGUGAGAAAAUCCUCAGCCAUGUCGAUGGGCUUCUCACUAGUGACAAGGGAUUGACCUCUGGACAAAGCUGCCAACCUCAGGAGGUCCCAGAUGAUCUCCCCUGCGAUGCCCCUGAACAUCCUGCUCCAGAGAAAGGUGCAGCACUUCCCAUGAUCCCACUGGCAAAGCCUGCAGAACGCCGGGCCAAACGGCCGCGUCCACAGGGAGAGAGCAAGGCAGCCGACUGUGAGGAGAAGGACCCUUGCGCACAUCACGGUCCCCCUGCCACUGAAAAGGAUGAUGGAACAGUCCAGGCAGACCAAAGCUCAGUCCAGAUCAAAGUUCCUGUAGGCACUAGUCGCUCCUCUGAAACAGGAUUGUGCUGCCAUGGGAAGGGAGAGAAUCUGAGGAGCAAGCCUGUUGCUAUGGAAAACAUAAACAGGGAUAUCGCCGUGGCGCUGACACGUCUGCAGGCGGACAUGCAGGAUGUGCUGCAGAGACUGAACAGUCUCGAGGCCCUGAGCUCAUCAAAGACAAAGUCACUAGCCAUCAGAAAGGAACAGCUUAUAAAUGAAACAAAAAAGAGGACGUCCUGGUGGCCUUUUAGUUUGUCACCAGUCACCAUGUCUCUUGCUAUCAUCUGGCCACUCUUAGUGCACUGGAUUGUGGAUUUCUACUAUCAACGCAGAAGAAAGCACCAGCCCUGAUAUCACCACGGGAACCCAGAAGGUUGCUCUGCCCAGUCCUGCCCAUUCAGUUCCAUGGACUUGAUGCCAGCCAGAAGAGUUGUUCACUGCCUCUUUCUUUUAUAUUUGUAAUUUUUUUUGGUAUUUUAGACUUAGUUUGAGAGAGAAAGAUAGGAAAUGUUUGUUAGAGAGAGAUGGGGAAGGGUUGGCAAAGGACCCGGGCCGGAAUCGAACCCGGGUCGGACACGUAGCAUACGAGUGCCCUAACAUUAAGCCACGGUAGGGCCCCGUUCACUGCCACUUUCAAUGUUUUAGAUGGAAAAAUGAAUGGAGUUGAUCUGUAAUGUCAUGUGCUCUUUGAAAAGCUCCUCGUAAAGUAGGACACUGAAUGUUAUGUGCAACAUCCAUGA
Molecule: messenger RNA, 1727 nt
Organism: Engraulis encrasicolus (European anchovy)
Lineage: Eukaryota; Metazoa; Chordata; Actinopteri; Clupeiformes; Engraulidae
Gene: acbd5b
Product: acyl-CoA binding domain containing 5b
Exons: 12
Coding region: 1-1338 (445 amino acids)
Biological process (GO): pexophagy; fatty acid metabolic process
Cellular component (GO): peroxisome; cytoplasm
Molecular function (GO): fatty-acyl-CoA binding
Source: RefSeq, a predicted model, not a curated record